UUUCAUAUUAAAAAAUAAUAUAUUCAUCAUAAAACAAUAACAAAAAAAAUAUUUUCUUGUCCUUGUGCUUAUUUGUGAAAUACAUCUGACAUUAUUCUAUAUAAGCAUUUUGUGUGCAUCAUUAAAAUCUAUAUUGCAAUUUUAAUACAAAUUCAGUUUAAGGUAGAUCUCGAAAUCUCUUACGAUGAACCGGAAUGAGAAGCAAAAAAUAACGGAAAUUCGUCUUCAACGAUAACAGUGAUUUCUUUCCAUGAUGAGAUAAAUAAAAUUAUUUUUAAAUUAAAUUAAGUUCAACAUUCUUUUUAAUAAAGAUCAUAAUGUGGCCGCGAUUGAGAAGAUCAUGUCGGACAUGGUCAAUUAUUUUUUCAAUUUUUCUGUUGAUGAGUAUUUUUUUUAUUUGGUCAUGGAAAAAGGAUGACAAAAAUAUUCGCAAUGAUUAUAUUUCUCUUCGAUUGUUAGACAAUCAAAAAGAUUACAUAGAUCGUAAAGGAAUACACGUAGUAGUAGGACAUUAUAUCGGAGAUUCUGUGGAUCCAAUGAAAACUCCAAACAUUACGAAAGAUCUUAUUAACAAAAAUAUGUUUAAUCCGCGACCAUUUGAAGGAAAGAAUGGCAAUCCAGUUAUUGUACCAGCGAAAGAUUUUUACAAAAUGCAACAACUUUUUCAAAUUAACCGAUUUAACUUGAUGGCUAGUGAUAGAAUACCAUUAAAUCGCACUUUACCGGAUGUUAGAAGAAAAGGAUGCAUAACACGAUAUAUGAAUUUAGGUAAUUUACCCAAAACAUCAAUAAUUAUCGUUUUUCAUAAUGAAGCUUGGAGUACAUUAUUGAGGACUGUAUAUAGUGUAAUUGAUAGAUCUCCAACACAAUUAUUAGAAGAAAUUAUUCUUGUUGAUGAUAAUAGUGAUAGAGAUUUUUUGAAGGAUGCGUUAGAUGAACAUGUAAAGAAUUUACAAGUUUCUACUAAAGUUCUUCGUUCUAAAAAACGUAUAGGUCUAGUGAAUGCAAGACUUUUAGGUGCCAAUAAAGCUAAAGGCGAAGUUCUCACAUUUCUUGACGCACACUGCGAAUGCACGGUUGGAUGGUUGGAACCCUUGCUUGAAGCAGUGGCCAAGAAUAGAACUCGAGUAGUAUCUCCUGUUAUCGAUAUAAUAAAUGACGAUACUUUUAGUUAUACUCGAUCUUUUGAAUUGCACUGGGGAGCAUUUAAUUGGGAUUUGCAUUUUCGAUGGCUAACGUUAAACGGCCGACUGUUGAAAGAAAGACGCGAAAACAUUGUUGAACCAUUUAGAACACCUGCUAUGGCUGGAGGAUUAUUUUCCAUGAAUCGAGAUUAUUUUUUUGAAUUAGGUAGUUACGAUAAUCAAAUGAAAAUUUGGGGCGGUGAAAAUUUGGAAUUAUCAUUUCGAGUAUGGCAAUGCGGUGGCAGCAUUGAAAUAGCUCCAUGCUCUCAUGUAGGACAUCUUUUUCGAAAAUCAUCACCAUAUACAUUCCCAGGUGGUGUUGGAGAGAUUUUAUACGGAAAUCUCGCUAGGGUAGCUUUGGUUUGGAUGGAUGAAUGGGCAGAAUUUUAUUUUAAAUUUAAUGCAGAGGCAGCUAGAUUAAAAGAUAAGCAAACAAUUCGAUCUAGAUUGGAAUUACGUAAAAAAUUACAAUGCAAAAAUUUCGAGUGGUAUUUAGAUAAUAUAUGGCCAGAACAUUUCUUUCCUAAAGAUGAUCGUUUUUUUGGACGGAUUGUGCAUAUAUUAUCAAAGAAAUGCAUUAUGCGACCAUCUGCGAAAGGAACAUAUUCUCAACCAUCAGGAUAUGCAAUCCUUCAUUCAUGUGUUCCACGGCCAUUACUUAAUCAAAUGUUUGUGAUGACAGCGGAUGGAAUUAUAAUGACUGAUGAAAGCGUUUGUUUAGAUGCACCUGAGAAUGAUACACAUCAAACGACACCAAAGGUUAAAAUAAUGGCAUGUAACAGUCAUAUUAGACAAAAAUGGCAAUAUGAUAAACAAGCACAGACAUUUUUACAUUUAUCUUCUGGAAUGUGCUUACAAUCAAAUAAUGAAGAAGGUCCUGUGAUAGCAGCUUGUACAAAAAACAUGGAUCAGAAAUGGUUAUUGGAAUCAAUUCCUUGGAAAUAAUAUUAUCAAUAAUUUUUGAAUAUUGUAUGCAAUAAAUGCAAGAACAUUAAAGACAAUAGUUGUAGAUAUAAGAAAAAUAUAUCUAUAUUUUUCGAAAUUGUUUUAAUCAGAAAUUUAAUUCAUUUUUAUUUUUAUAUACGUCAAUUUUUUAAAAAAAUAUUUGUAAAUAAAUUUAUAUAUACUUCUAUAAAAGUAUUUAUUAUUGAUAAUUUAUAAAAAGGAAUUUUUUGAAAGAUUCAAUUUAUUAAUAACAAUUGAUAUUGUGUUCAAUAAAUAUACAUACAUCGUAAUCAAUCGCAAUUUUUUCUUUAGAUUUUAUAAUAAAUGCUUAAAAUA
Apis dorsata (giant honeybee) is the source of this 2465-nucleotide messenger RNA. RefSeq names its product polypeptide N-acetylgalactosaminyltransferase 1-like. Gene Ontology annotation, cellular component: Golgi apparatus. The transcript is spliced from 11 exons. The record is from RefSeq and is a predicted model, not a curated record. Bases 318 to 2129 code for a protein of 603 amino acids. NCBI's taxonomy places the organism in Eukaryota, Metazoa, Arthropoda, Insecta, Hymenoptera, Apidae.